AUGCGUGAGUGCGAAUCCUGCGUGUGCUCAACUCGCUACACUGUGAACUGUAACCCUCCUCUCCUCUCAGCUCGCUACACUGAACUAACCCUCCUCUCCUCUCAGCUCGCUACACUGUGUGUGAACUGUAACCCUCCUCUCCUCUCAGCUCGCUACACUGUGCGCUCUUUUGGAAUCCGGAGGAAUGAGAAGAUCGCAGUGCACUGCACUGUCCGCGGAGCCAAGGCAGAGGAGAUCCUGGAGAAGGGGCUCAAGGUCCGGGAGUACGAGUUGAGGAAGAACAACUUCUCAGACACUGGCAACUUCGGCUUCGGCAUCCAGGAACACAUCGACCUGGGAAUCAAGUACGACCCGGGCAUCGGGAUCUACGGGCUGGACUUCUACGUGGUUCUGGGACGCCCCGGCUUCAGCAUCGCUGAUAAGAAGAGGAAGAGGGGCCGCAUCGGAUCCAAGCACAGGAUCGGGAAGGAGGAGGCCAUGCGCUGGUUCCAGCAGAAGUACGAUGGCAUCAUCCUCCCUGGCAAAUAAACAGCUUGAAUUUGUUAUUUUUGAUGAGAAUAAAAAAAUUAAAAUCUGCCAA
Molecule: messenger RNA, 580 nt
Organism: Polyodon spathula (Mississippi paddlefish)
Lineage: Eukaryota; Metazoa; Chordata; Actinopteri; Acipenseriformes; Polyodontidae
Gene: rpl11
Product: ribosomal protein L11
Exons: 6
Coding region: 1-528 (175 amino acids)
Biological process (GO): translation
Cellular component (GO): ribosome; cytosolic large ribosomal subunit
Molecular function (GO): structural constituent of ribosome; RNA binding
Source: RefSeq, a predicted model, not a curated record